Oncorhynchus masou masou (cherry salmon) is the source of this 1439-nucleotide messenger RNA. RefSeq names its product ribosome biogenesis protein SLX9 homolog. The transcript has 6 exons. The record is from RefSeq and is a predicted model, not a curated record. Lineage: Eukaryota; Metazoa; Chordata; Actinopteri; Salmoniformes; Salmonidae. Gene Ontology annotation, cellular component: 90S preribosome; preribosome, small subunit precursor; nucleolus. The coding region runs from base 134 to 880 and encodes 248 amino acids. Gene Ontology annotation, biological process: maturation of SSU-rRNA from tricistronic rRNA transcript (SSU-rRNA, 5.8S rRNA, LSU-rRNA).
UUCCCCCGGUCACAUAUCACAGAGACGCACAUUUUGUUGUCAAAAGAUUUUCCACGUUGUUAGCUAGCUCGAGCAUGAAUGUGGCUUCGGAGACAUAUCGUAUCUUUAUUGAACUCAGUAACUAAAAGGCAGUAUGGUUGGAAAGAUAAAGCGGGUCCGUGAAAAGCUUCAUCAGGCUGCGGUUAAACUUGACAGUCCACCGUCCGGUAGCGCAAGAUCCACAGAUUUAGAAAAGGCACCGAUUCCAAGUGGUUCAUUCAUCUUCGAUGUAAACAAAACAAACAAUGCACAGUUGCACAUAAGGAAGGAUGAAAACGCGAAGACCCCACUGAGUUCCUUUCCAAGUGGAAUCUUUGCUGGCACACAAAUCAGCCCUGAAGCCCUCGUGCAAACUCUGAAGUUUGAAGAACCAUCCAAUGACACUGUUACACCUGCACAGAAAGCCCCGGAGGAGAAGAAGCAGCAGACAAAGAAAGAGAAGAUGAAGGAGAGGCGAGACAGGUGGCUUAACAAGAUCAGCUCCAUCAAGCUGGCCAAGGAGCAACAAGUGGCCCAGGCUAAGAGGGCAGCCAUGCCCGUUGUAGGUGACAUGAGGCCACUGGCAGACGCCCUGCCAGAACUCUGCCAGCUCAUCCCCUCCACCACCAAGACCUCCAGAAAGGCCUCCAGAAAGAACCGUGUGCCAGUGAAGAAGAAGCCAGAACCAACAGACUUCAGCCUGAUGAAGCCAGCACAAAAACGCAAACUCCUGGAGAGUGAGACCAGUCGGUUUAGUGAAGCUGUGAAGAACCUGGCACACAGCAAGACUAACCCUCUGGCAGCUAUUGGUGAGCAUCUGAGGAAGAGACUGAAGCAGGAAGAGGAGCAGGGGCCUAGCUAACGUGUUCGACUGGAGGCGCCAUUUGGAUCUGCAGUAGAGCAGAGACAGGGGGUCGUGUUUGAGAUCGACUACGCUGCAGUCGGCAACUGCAGACUGACUGACUGAUCUAGAAAUAACCUUUUGCAUCCUAUAUAACUACUUAUUGUUAUUUGUCGAUCAGUCAUAAAUUGAUGCUUUCGAACACGGCGAUGGCACACGAAAGACCCUGCCUUUUAUUUAAGGGUGAUGCCUGCAUCCCUGAGCCCAAUCUACCAAACCUGCCAAAAUCAAUGGGCUCUUUUUGAUUGAAGUGGUUUUGGUCAUUGUGCACUAUACCAGUAAAACAUCAGAGGACGUACAGGUUGUCUGAGUAACGGCAAAGUUCACAACGCCUAAUUAGAUCAUGCCCCCAGUUCUAUAGAAGUUGAAAAUGAAUAGUUACCUUUGUGGAUGAGGGAAAAACAAACUGAUGUUGUAAAUGUUAAGAAUAGAUCUGUCAUCAAAACGUCUCCUUUCAAUUUGCGUACAGUGUCUCUUCCACUUUUUCUUUUAAGCAAUAUUAAAAAUGCAAUACAGUACA